CGACUUAUAUCUAUAUAUUAAGCUCAUAUAUCUUGCUGCAUGGUCCAUCUAAUUUUUUUGAGUUAAAAUCUUAAAAAGCAUACGAUUCCUUUGUUUCCACUACUUAUUAGUUGCUGAAAAUUGAUCGCUAUGCCCUUUGUUUUCUCUAUAGAUGAGGUGAAUGAUUCUCCAAUUGAACAAGUCAGACUCACAGUGCCUAUCACGGAUGAUCCCACACUACAUUGCUUGACAUUUCGAACAUGGGUUUUGGGAAUCAUCUCAUGUGCUCUUCUAGCCUUCCUAAACCAGUUCUUUGGUUACCGCCAAAAUCCACUCUACAUAUCUUCGGUUUCGGCCCAAAUUGUGGUACUUCCUAUGGGAAGAUUUAUGGCAGCAACUCUCCCAACCAGACCAAUUCAGGUUCCGGGAACGAAAUGGUCAUUUUCAAUGAAUCCAGGGCCAUUCAACUUGAAAGAACAUGUGUUGAUCACCAUAUUUGCCAAUUCAGGAUCAAAUUCUGUAUAUGCAGUGAACAUUAUAACCAUUGUGAAAGCUUUCUAUAAAAGGCAGAUCCAUCCUCUUGCAGCUAUGUUAUUAACGCAGACUACCCAGUUGCUUGGAUAUGGAUGGGCAGGGAUUUUCCGUAAGUUUCUAGUGGACUCACCAUACAUGUGGUGGCCUUCUAACCUUGUUCAGGUCUCCCUUUUCAGGGCACUACAUGAAAUUGAGAGGAGACCAAAGGGAGGCCUAACAAGGCUACAAUUCUUCCUUGUAGUCCUUUUAUCAAGCUUUGCCUACUACAUUGUUCCAAACUAUUUGUUCCCUUCUAUAACUGCUCUAUCAUUUGUUUGUUGGAUAUGGAAAAAAUCGGUCACAGCUCAACAAAUUGGUGGGGGUCUACGUGGUCUUGGUAUUGGCUCGUUUGGACUUGAUUGGGCGACUGUGGCUGGCUUCCUAGGAACACCGUUGGCUACUCCUGGAUUUGCUAUAAUCAAUAUAAUGGUUGGAUUCUUCUUAAUCGUCUAUGUAAUGAUCCCCAUAGCUUAUUGGACCAACUCGUAUGAAGCCAAGAGAUUCCCCAUUUUCUCAUCCCAUGUUUUCAAUGCCACGGGCGGGGAAUAUGAUGUUUCAACAGUUUUGAAUUCAACAACCUUCGAAUUCAAUCAGCAAGGAUAUGAUGGCUAUAGCCAAGUUAACUUGAGUAUCUUCUUUGUAUUUUCUUACGGUCUAAGCUUUGCUACGUUGGCUGCUACACUAUCUCAUGUUGUGCUUUUUCAUGGGAGAACAAUUUGGCAACAAACUAAAGCAGCAUUCCAAGAUAAGUUUGGUGAUGUUCACACUAGAAUAAUGAAGAAGAACUACGACGUAGUCCCUCAGUGGUGGUUUUACACACUAUUGGUGCUGGUAGUUGGACUUGCUAUGCUUGCUUGUGAAGGGUUUGGAAAAGAAUUGCAGCUUCCUUAUUGGGGAGUUCUACUAGCGAUUGGGUUGGCCUUAUUCUUCACCCUCCCAAUAGGUGUUAUCACAGCAACCACAAACCAGCAACCAGGGCUAAACGUCAUUACUGAGUUGAUCAUCGGAUACAUGUAUCCGGGGAAACCUCUAGCAAAUGUGGCUUUCAAAACCUAUGGGUAUAUAAGCAUGUCACAAGCAAUAAUGUUUCUCUCAGACUUCAAGCUAGGGCAUUAUAUGAAGAUCCCUCCAAAGUCCAUGUUUAUAGUCCAGUUAGCAGGCACUAUAAUUGCAUCCUCAACAUACUUUGGAACGGCUUGGUGGCUUCUGACUAAUGUGGAUAACAUCUGCGAUACAACUAAAUUGCCAAAGGGAAGCCCGUGGACUUGCCCAGGAGAUGAUGUUUUCUACAAUGCCUCCAUCAUUUGGGGUGUGGUUGGGCCACUGCGCAUGUUUGGUCGUCUGGGUCUUUACUCUAAGAUGAACUAUUUCUUUCUCAUUGGCAUUCUUGCACCGGUACCGGUGUGGUUUUUCUCGCGCAAAUUCCCCCAAGCAAAGUGGAUAAGACUAAUCAAUAUGCCAAUCCUUUUAGGAGCCACAGGUGCCAUGCCACCUGCCAGAGCGGUUAACUACUUGAUGUGGGGUGUUGUGGGCAUUUUCUUCAACUUCGUCGUCUACAGGAGAUACAAAGGGUGGUGGGCUAGACACAACUACAUUUUAUCGGCUGGGUUAGAUGCUGGGGUUGCUUUCUUGGCUAUACUAAGCUAUUUCACGUUACAAAACAGAGACAUAAAUGGGCCAAGCUGGUGGGGUUUGGAAAUAGACGAUCAUUGUCCUUUGGCAAGUUGCCCUACAGCACCUGGCAUAGAGGUUGAAGGUUGUCCUGUUUUCCAUUGAAAGAAAUUUUCGCAGACCAUAAGACUCAUAUAUGCCUGAACUUGGAGGGUAAAGUUUAAAUGUAAUGUUAGUCAUAUCUUAUA
Messenger RNA from Tripterygium wilfordii, 2411 nucleotides. RefSeq names its product oligopeptide transporter 1-like. The record is from RefSeq and is a predicted model, not a curated record. The transcript has 6 exons. Gene Ontology annotation, biological process: transmembrane transport. The coding region runs from base 130 to 2328 and encodes 732 amino acids. Lineage: Eukaryota; Viridiplantae; Streptophyta; Magnoliopsida; Celastrales; Celastraceae. Gene Ontology annotation, molecular function: oligopeptide transmembrane transporter activity.